AUGGAACGACUUCAGCAAAUUGUAGCACAUUUCACCCCGUCCAAUAUCACCACGGAGUCCAUCCUAAACAGCUCUAAAAUACUGGUCAAUCAUGCGGUGGACCAAGCAUCCCAGAUAGAUUGGACAAAUCUUCCUCAAAACACCGCACAUUAUAUUUCGGAGAACCCGAAGAGCGUGCUCUGGGGAGCGGUGCAAGCCGGAGCCUUUAUCUGUCCCAGCAUGGUUACGGGACCUCUUAUGCACGCCGCUGGGUUUACGAGUGCCGGACCAGCUGCUGGCUCGGUGGCUUCAUGGGCACAAAGUCACAUCACACCUAUCGUUGGACAAGGGAUCUUUGCGCAUGUUCAGAGCGCUGCAAUGAAUGGGUACGGACGCGCUGUUGUCGAUGGCGUGGCUCGAGGUAUGGUUUUGGCGCCACGCGCUGCGGCCGGGGCAUGGAGGUACUUUCGGGGGUGA
Aspergillus nomiae NRRL 13137 is the source of this 456-nucleotide messenger RNA. RefSeq lists its product as uncharacterized. The transcript is spliced from 2 exons. Lineage: Eukaryota; Fungi; Ascomycota; Eurotiomycetes; Eurotiales; Aspergillaceae. Bases 1 to 456 code for a protein of 151 amino acids. The record is from RefSeq and is a predicted model, not a curated record.